Molecule: messenger RNA, 596 nt
Organism: Nilaparvata lugens (brown planthopper)
Lineage: Eukaryota; Metazoa; Arthropoda; Insecta; Hemiptera; Delphacidae
Exons: 2
Coding region: 51-596 (181 amino acids)
Source: RefSeq, a predicted model, not a curated record
UUGUCAUUUACAUCAGAGUCAGAUUUGAGUGUACUUCACUAUUGUAUGAGAUGAGUUCUCCAUCAUCAUCAUCAUUCAUCCUCCCAGAUAGCCCACCAGUGCAUCAGCGUAUCCUCAACUACUGGCAACAGAAAGCUGCCCUCGCUGCCGAGUCGUCUGCUGCUGCACCCGCUCCUUCUCUGCUCACCGUGGAACCACCAUCGCCGGGCGAGAUCGUGCUGGGAGACAGUCCGCUUCAACACCUGGCUCCACCUGCUACCUGGGCACCGCGGCGAGCGGUGCUAACUACUCUAUCCAACAAGAUCAAGCAGAAGCAGGGGAAGAGGAGGUUGGCGUUUGAGGAGCCUGAGGUUAGCAGGGAAGAGGACGAGGAGACAAUCUACUCACAAACAAAGAAACGAGCUGGAAUGGAGCACACCUCGUCACUUGCCCCGCUGAUGAAGGAGGUGCAGGGGACGGAGGAGGAUGAGUUGGACUUUGUCCAACUCAUCAAUCAGCCUGUAGCCAAACCCUGGGUGCCGCUGAGAGAGUUAAAGGAGGAUGCUCCCUACCCCAUUAUCAGCAUGAGGGAGCAUACGAAUAAACAUGGGCGAUGA